UAGAAUUAUUACAUAUAAGGCAAUGUGAGCGAGCGCUUAGCUCAUUUAUCCGGACUUGUCAGAAUGCUUCGUUUUCUACUUGUGGGACUAUUCGUGACGGUGUUUGUUUCGCUUCCUUCUGUUAGGACCGAUGAUGAACUGACCGAAAAGGAGCUCCUAAAAGCGGUUGAAAGAGCGCUAGAUGGUCAAAUCAAGGAUAGAGAAGUCAGGACAACUGAUGCUAGCGAUGUCGAAGAAUUGGUCUGUCAGGGAAAUCAAGACUGCAAGGAUUGUUUUGCCGUAUGCGACGAUGAUGAGCAAUGUGCAAUAAACUGCGUGCUGCGCAUCGGUCAGGAUGGUGAAGACAAACAAGACAAACAAGGAAGUGGAAGAAAGCGGUGGUUCGGCGGCAUUGCAGUCAGACUCGCUUACCACCUAGGUGCGAGCUUUUGGCGUUCAUAUUGGCGUGAUCACUAGAUAUGUCACCAGAGCCUGUCUUGUUGUUACAGAAGGGCUAUAAAAACAUUUAUGCCAAAUCGUUUGAUUUUUUUAUUUAAUGCAUUAUUAUGUUUAACUAAUUUCACUUAAAUGAUCAAAACAAAAAUGCGUAUGAAAUAAUAAUGCAUUAAAAAUAAAAAAAAUCAAUAUUUUGUCCUUUAACGAGAAACAGCAAAACACAACGUUGAACAUUCUAUUAGCUGCCACGCAUCACCGAUUUUGUGAAAAUUCAUUUUUCAAAUUAUUUCAACACAAAUUUGUAUAAGAUACGAUUUUGCAGAUUUUGAAAGCGAUUAGUUUAUAACAAUUCGUUUUAAUUUAAGGUAUGUAAACGAUAGAAGUGUUACAUCUAGCAUUGCAUAUCACGACUGCUAGCAUUUUUCCUUUGAUUUAAACUUGAUGAUAUGAGCAUACUCGCAGUUGAAACAUGUAACUCGCGAUGCGCAUGUUUUGAUAAAACCUGCAACAUAAUAUCUUUAAUAAACACCCUCCUGUGUACAUGUAAUUUUAUAUUCGUAUUUCUUUCUCUUAAUAACCCUGUCCCUGUCUUGAAAAAUAAAUUCUGAAAACUAC
Messenger RNA from Mya arenaria, 1050 nucleotides. RefSeq lists its product as uncharacterized. Bases 64 to 456 code for a protein of 130 amino acids. The transcript is spliced from 4 exons. Lineage: Eukaryota; Metazoa; Mollusca; Bivalvia; Myida; Myidae. The record is from RefSeq and is a predicted model, not a curated record.